Paramecium tetraurelia is the source of this 2445-nucleotide messenger RNA. RefSeq lists its product as uncharacterized. The transcript has 5 exons. The record is from RefSeq and is a predicted model, not a curated record. Gene Ontology annotation, molecular function: protein binding. NCBI's taxonomy places the organism in Eukaryota, Ciliophora, Oligohymenophorea, Peniculida, Parameciidae.
AUGGGAAGUUGUCAGUCCUCCAACACUGUGGAUGUGUCAUGUAAUCACAAUCGACCUCACAUUGCAAUAUGUCUGGGCAAAGCAUGCACAAGAGACGAAGGAGACAGAAGACUGUGUGAAGAAUGUCUGGUUGACCAUAUGUGCAAUGAUCGUAUCACGAUAGAUGAAGCAAUCAAGCACGAUAGUUACGGCAUUUAGGAAAUAGUGGAGAAGUUCGAUAGAGAUUAAAAUUCACCUAAUGCAACUGGUGGAUUAACUUAAUCAUUAGCAAAUUUUAAAAAUAAUUUCUUUGAGAGCUUUAAAUCAUAUCAAGGAUAUUAUGAUAUCUAUUUGAAUCAGUACCUACUUUAAGGAAUGCCUGAUGCAGAACUAUUUGGAGAAGCUGCUAGUUAAAUUGUGGAGGCAUUUGAAAAAAAUGAUUUAGGUUACAUCUAAAAAUAAGGAUGCUAGAUAUUGCUCAACACAUACAACAAUCAAUCAUUGAUCAAGUAGAUAGUCGGAAAUUUGGACUAAGCCUCAAAGAAGAUCUCAAUUUAUUAGAGUUAGGUGGAAUAGAAAAUGCGGAGGUUAUAAGACUCAUUCUUCAAGGAACUUCUCUCAUUGCCAUAUAAUACUGCCAAAUCAUUUAAUGGUUCCAUUUUGAGUAUUGACCCAAAAACUUAUUCAUAUGAAUUCUCAGCAUACUUGACAACUGUAGAUACAAAUAGAAUGAGUGGAUCAUUGAUCUCAUUGAAUUGCAGUGAUCACAAUCAAAAAAUAUAGGUGAUCUGUUGUGAUAGAUGUCCCAAUAAAGACAUAAGAUUGUGUGGUCAAUGUCUGAUAACUCAUAAAUGCAAUGCGGGGUAAAGAAUCAAAUUGAAAUCUUUCGGUUAGGAUCAAGCUGCAAUAAUUGAGGCUGCUAUGAAAUAUCAAAAGAAGAAAUAAGAGAUAUAGGAUGCUAAAUCUAAGGUAAAGGCCAUUUUUGAAGACUUUAUGAGAUAGACCAUCAAGGAAAUCGAAAUGUUGGGAUAGAAUUCUAAACGAAUGAUGCUCGAGUCUCAGUUGGAUGGAAUCGACUCAUAGAUCAAGUAGGAAUUGCCAGCUUAUGUGAACAAAUUAAAACUAGUACAUAUUGAUAUUUUAUUAGUGGUAUUUGCCAAUCGGAGCAUGGUGAGUUUAGACUAAAGAGGUGUGGCAAUCAUUGCUUACUUGAUUCAACAUCCAGAAAUAAAAAACUAAUUGGUUGCCUUUGAUGCAUCCAGCAAUGCAGUUUAAUUCUUGAAUAAAUUAGUUGUGUAAUUAGAAGAUGUCUCGAAGAGGUUCUUAUAGAAUGUAUCCCAAGUUGAAGACAUCGCGACUUUUGAAAAGAAACCAAGCUAAAAUCUAGAAUCCUCACAAAUAUACACAACCAACAUUGUGGCUAAUUAUGGUGCUACCAUAUCUCCCUUGGGGAUGAACCAGUCAUUAUAGAGGUAACCAUCAGCUAAUUUAAAUUUCAAAACAGAUUAAUCUUUUGAGAAUAAAUUAGAUAGUUGUCCUGUAAUCAAAGUGCUUUAAGAUUUUGGAGAAGAUCAAGACAACUAUGUGAGUGACAUCAUCUUCUAUUAAAAUUACCUGAUAGUCUCAACUGUGGAUGGACUGAUCGUUAUUUAUUCAGGUAUUGGAGAGAAUAAGAUUGGAGAAUACUAAUUUGAAGGCAAAUGCACUAGCAUCUGUGGAUUCGUAUAUUAAGGCAAAUUGGCUGUGGCUGCAUGCAUUGGUAAUUUCGAAGAAUAGAUCAUUGGAAUCAUCACUUUCGAGAAGACCGUUUAAUUUUAAGGGCAAUUACAAGGACACUCUGAUCCCAUUUUGAUGAUAAAACAACUGAUAAAACCAGAAUAUCUGGUCAGUUGUUCUGGGGAUCAUAGUGUCAAGAUCUGGGAUACAUCCUCUAGUGGAUUAUUGGAAAGCAUUAAGGCAAAGACUAUCAACAAUCAUAAGAUGGCAGUCAGGGAUGUCAUUCUAAUUAAUAGUAAUCAACUCGUAUCUGGAUCCUUCGAUGAGACCAUCCAAAUCUAUGAUCUGAAAUCAGACCGAAUCAACUAUGCCAUCCAAUGCGAGGAUUGGAUUUAUUGUGUAUAAUCUUGUUAUUAAUUGCAGUUACAAAACAUUACAGAGAAAGCGUUUGCUGCAGGCACUGGCUCUGGAGAUGUUAGAAUUAUUAGUACGUCUAAUUAUAGUGAGAUGCAGAGGGUCAGAGUCGCUCCUAAUUAUAUUAAGAGUAUCAUGGUGUUUUCUAAUCCCAACUAUCUGUUCUUAUCCUGCAAAAAUAGAGACAAUUACAUCAUUCGCAUACAGGAAUAUAGGCAAAUUGAUUACAUUACGAAGACUGAUGAAGUCGACUUUGUUCCUGAAGGGAUUUGCAUCAUUGACAAUUACCUCUUAUAUGGAGAAGCCAAUUCAGUUAAAAUUAAAUAUGCUAGUUGA